UAAGACUCAUCCGAGCAGAUCGAGCGCACAAACCCAACAUCAUGAGAGAGAGAGAUUUCGGAAUUAUAACACCAUCCUUUACCAUGAUCAGCGUGACCAAAUAUUAUAAACCCUACUUUUGGGGGGUGGUGUUUAUGGGGUUCAAAAUAUGCAAGGAGACAAAGCAUAGUGGGUUUGACGAGAGAGACAGAGAGAUGAGAUGACAUGGGCUGCUCACAUGGAAGAUGAUAGCAUGAGAUUUAGGAGAGAGAGGAGAGAGAGGAGAGAGAGGGGAGUGUACAUGUACAUGGCAUCUGUUGUACAUGGAGCACUUUCCGGGUUAUCAAAAGCCCUUAAUUCUGCUGGAGUUUUUUGCUGUCUACCGUUACGGCUAGACUGUUAAGUGAUAAAAAGCAGACCCCCUUUUCCCCUCUCUCUCUCCCCCUCUCUCUUCUUAUCUCCUCUCUCACUCAAACCCAUUACCUCUUUCUCCUCCAAUUUCAAAACCCUAAUCCCAAUUUCCUGCUCGGAUCUUCUUUGCAUGUCGAUUGGGAAAUGCAUCGCUAGCUCUGCAUGUUGAUCAGGAAAUGCAUUGCAUUGAUUCUUCAACAGUAGUUGGAUUGUUUGAGCUAAAACAUCAGCUUUGAAUGAUGACAUUGAUGAGGAACACUACGUUGUUUUAUAUGCAGUGAUUUGUGAAUGAAGGCCAUGUAGUAUUGCCUUUUCUGAUGUUGGAUAUAUAUAUAUAUAUAUAUUUAUAUAUAUUCACUAAAGAAAGGAAGAGACUGAACAAGUUUGCUCUCAAUUAGUAAAGAUGUUAUUUUCCAGGUACGGAGAUUACCAUGGCUUUGGGGUUGGCAGUUAUUAAAUGACUUUACCUGUACUUCAGUAUUUAUAGUGAUUUUGUCAAGGGCAGAUUCCAGAUUUUCAGCAGCAGUUAAACAGAGGAAUAUACAGCAGGGUAGAUCUCACCUUUCGUGCUGAUGGUUAUAUGUAGUGCAAAUUAGGAAACUUAAGGAAGACUGGUAAAGUGGAACUGCUGUGAGUUGACAGAGAUGUUUCUCAGCAAAGAAAUUGACGAUUUGCAUGAUGAUGGGUUUGAAGGAUCGAAAAAUGAGCACUGUAUAUUCACAGAGGUUUUCUUUGGUCAAGACAUUGGUCGUACUAGUAAUAGAUGUCUUGUUACUGGAAUGAUUAACUUUGAAUGUGAGUCAAGUAAGAACACUGAUGGAGCACCGUCUCCAAACAGUGAAAACUCAGUUGUAACGAGUCACUCCUCAAAAAAUAUCUGUUUAGAGGAGUUUUAUAAUGCAGCCGAAGAUUUUAGAGAAACCUCUGCACCAGGGUUUUCCUUGGACAGAUCUGCUAUGUUAGAUAGGAAUGGUGAUGAUGCGACUGUUAAUAGAAUGAAGGUUUCAGUUGAUGAGCUUCCUAAUACCAAACCUGGUUUAGGAAGGGUCACAUCUGGUCUAGCUUCAAACUCUGUCUCUGAAACAGUGACAUUUCGUUUGGUUGAAUCUUCUAGCCAGGGAGUCACGUCUAGUUGUUAUCUGUUUAAGCAACAUGCAGAACUUAACAAACUGGGCGUAGCAGGUGACCCAGAUGUUUCAAAGUGCAGAUUGCGAAACUCAGAUGGGGAUGAUAGAAAGGAAGUCUGCCUAAGUAAAGCUAUUGCUUCACAUGAGAACUUCUUGACCAGGCUUCUGGUUGCAAGUCCAUUAGCCACUGUUAUGGAUAAAUCCAGAACUCCUCUACAUUCUGAGGGAAAGCCCAACGGAUUUGAAUCUUCUGUUUUGGAUGUCUCCAAUGUUGCCUUGAAGACGGAGAAUAGUAAGGACCCUCGUCCGCUUCUCCGAUAUCAUGUUGUUCGCUUGCUUGAAGCUGCUGGAUGGCAUAUUGAGAGGCGAAAAAGACCUAGUAGAAAUUAUAUGGAGACUGUUUAUAUAACACCUAAGGGAAGGUUAAUUUGGGAACUCCCCAAAGCUUGGCGGUUAUGUGGAGAAAUUCUGUUAGCAGAUGGGUACAGUAUGCUGCAGGAAGAUACAAAGGAGUGGGCCAAUAUCAGUCAGUUCUGGUCAGAUCUGUCUGGUGUUUUAGUAAAUAUUGAGAAAGAGAUUCAUCAUCCACAACCUGCUACUGCAUUGGCUUACUGGUGGAGGCUCUUAGAUCCUUUUGUGGUUGUCGUGUUUAUUGAGAGAAAGAUUGGUAGUCUAAGAAAGGGAGAGAUAGUUAAAGCAACUGAAAGUAUAGCUGAUUCGAACCGUAAGAUUGAUUCUGCUUUGGCCUUGACUAGUGCCAAUAACAUAGAAAGUCAUUUUACUAAGGAAGAUGUGUCAGCUCCUCUCCGUGAGUCCACACUGGCUAGGAGGGUUGGAUUAGCAGUUUCUAAGCGAGAUUACAAUGCCUGUAGGAAAUCUGGUAAUGAAAGUUCCUCAAAACAUUGCGGACAGACAAGUAAUGAGGAAGUGAAAUUUCUUAUGGGACUGUCUAUUUAUUCAGCUCAUGCAGAAAGUCAUUGCUUGGUGAAUGCUGGUAAUAGAGUUGAAAAUGGGUUCUCUGGGAAAAUAACUUGUCCGGAUUCCUUACCAGUUUGUGGGUCUGGUGGCAUUUGUAUUCAGUCAGCUACUCAUCGAGAUGAUCCUAUUACUUCUAGAAAUUGUAACAAUGUGCAUGGAGGUUCUGAAGCUGUCUCGCCUCACCAAGAUGGCAAUGCAAAUUCCCCUGGCUCUAAUAAACAGAGUUCUGGACUUGAUUUAGAAACGCCUAAGGAAGUUAUGGAAGACACCUCAGUGGAUUCUUCUGAGGAAAAAGAUGAAUUGGAGGGAGGCAAGGUUGAUGAUAAGCUGGAAAGUGCUCAGAAGGGAUCAUUAGAUAACCAAAGAAACUACACAAUUGAUGUUCUGAAAAGAAAAACACGUAGGAAGUCUAAAAAGAUAUCUGAAAUUGAACCAAGCUCGUUAUACCGAAGUGGCCUUUUAGAUUUUACUUCAAGUGAGAAUGCUGAUUCCCUGUGUAUUGAUGCUAAUGGUGCCCAGUCAAAGUCGACAGAGGUCCAAGAUGAAUUUACAGGCAAUAAAAGAUGCAAAGGAAGUCGCAAGAUGUACUUACCUACCGACUCUUGCCAGCAACAGAUUGGGAGAAAAAGUUCAAAGUUGAUGAAGAUUUCACGUGAAUGUGAUGAUGUCCAGACUGGAAGAAGUAAAUCAUUUAAAUGCCAAAUUGAAGAUGAUGACUUGUUGGUUUCAGCUAUUAUAAAAAAUAAAGAUUUUAGGACAACGCAUGCUCAAUAUUCUUCUAGAAAGAAAGCCUACAAAUCAAGAGCUCAUAAGAAAGGUAAAACUAAAAGCCAAAAGAGUCGUUGCAAGUUGCUUCCAAGAAGCCUGGGCAGUGGGGGAAAGCACUUUAAGGAUGGAAAGUGGCAUUCUGUAGGAGUGAAAACAGUUUUGUCUUGGUUAAUUGAUGCUGGGGUCUUAUCUCCAGAUGAUGUGAUUCAGUAUCGGAAUCCUAAGGAUGGUGGUGUCCUUAUAGAUGGUCUGGUUACCAGGGAUGGCAUUUUUUGCAAGUGUUGCAGUAAAGUAGUUUCAGUUUCUGAGUUCAAGAGUCAUGGUGGGUUCAAACAGAAUCGUCCAUGUUUGAAUCUUUUCAUGGAAUCUGGUCAGUCCUUCACCUUAUGCCAGCUUCAGGCUUGGUCAGCUGAAUACAAGACCAGGAAAAAGAGCACCCACGUCGUGCGAGAUGAUGAAAAUGAUCAAAAUGAUGAUUCAUGUGGACUUUGUGGUGAUGGUGGCGAGCUGAUAUGCUGUGAUAAUUGCCCCUCUACUUUUCAUCAGGCUUGUUUGUCUCUGCAGGAGCUCCCUGAAGGCAACUGGUAUUGCUCGAAUUGCACCUGUUGGAUAUGUGGUGAUUUCGUCAAUGAUAAGGGGGCUUCAAGUCCUGAUGGAUUUAAGUGUUCACAGUGUGAGCAUAAAUAUCAUGCGGCAUGCCUGAAAGAUAAAUGUACCUACGGAACCAUACCGGAUACUUAUUUCUGUAAUAGAAGCUGUCAGGAGGCUUAUUCUGGUCUUCAAUCUCGCGUUGGCUGCAUUAAUCAUUUUGCUGAUGGAUUUUCAUGGACACUACUUAGAUGUAUUCAUGAUGACCAAAAGGGUCAUUCUGCUCAACGGUUUGCUCUUAAAGCAGAAUGCAAUACAAAACUAGCUGUUUCUCUUACAAUAAUGGAGGAAUGCUUUUUGUCAAUGGUUGAUCCAAGAACAGGCAUAGACAUGAUACCCCAUGUUUUGUACAAUUGGGGGUCAGAGUUUGCACGUUUGAAUUUUCAAGGCUUUUACACUGCAGUCUUGGAGAAAGAUGAUGCAUUGGUAUCUGUAGCAUCCAUCAGGGUGCAUGGAACAACAGUUGCAGAGAUGCCGCUCAUUGCAACUUGCAGUAAUUUCCGUCGCCAGGGAAUGUGCCGACGCCUUCUGACUGCAAUUGAAGAGAUGCUAAUAUCUUUUAAGGUUGAAAAGCUUGUCGUAGCUGCCAUUCCCGAUUUGGUAGAGACGUGGACACAGGGUUUUGGCUUUGUACCCAUAGAAGGGGACGAGAAGCGUAGUUUGAACAAGAUCAACUUGAUGGUCUUUCCUGGAACAAUGCUGCUCAAAAAACCCUUGUACGAAAAUCAAAAAGCACAUAGGCAUUCAGAAGCAGAAAUGGAAACCAGAGUUGUUGCUGAUGCGGAGUUAGAAGUCGGUUCUGAAGCUGAAUUCAACGAUGCUAUCCAGCCAUCGGAGGGAACUGGUUGUCAGAUCGAAGAAGGCUGGGAAUCUGAACUUGGUACCAAGGAAGCAGAAGUUAUGGGAAGCAAGAAUGUGCAACGUGAAGCCGAAGGAAGCACUUUGCAGGGCGAAUUUUCAAAGCUGUCUAGUGAAGAAGUGGCAGAUCUAACAUUAGGAAAUAGUGACGGGCGUGAAACCGUGACUAAUGUUGAAUCCUUGAAAAUGUAUGAUGAAAUACAGCAGCAGCUUCCUUUGGACGAAUAAUCGCAGAAAAAAAAAAAAAAAGGCGAUGUUGAAAUGAAUAAAAUGGUUUAAGUUA
This is a messenger RNA of Pyrus x bretschneideri (Chinese white pear), 5052 nucleotides long. Its product is annotated as increased DNA methylation 1. Gene Ontology annotation, molecular function: acyltransferase activity, transferring groups other than amino-acyl groups. The record is from RefSeq and is a predicted model, not a curated record. The coding region runs from base 1035 to 4997 and encodes 1320 amino acids. Lineage: Eukaryota; Viridiplantae; Streptophyta; Magnoliopsida; Rosales; Rosaceae. The transcript is spliced from 10 exons.